AUGGGGAAUGCUGGGAGCAGCGCCGCCGCCGGAGCCCGCGCGGGCGAGUGGAAGGGCCCCUUCAGCGACGAGGAGUAUGACUGCCUGAAGGAAAAGUUCAAUGCGACGGUGGCGUCGGCACCGUCGGCAGCCGCGGCGGCUGCCAAUCUGCAGUCGUGGCUGGAGCUGCCGGUGCCUGCUGCAGCGCCGGAGGAGCUGACCGCCGCGAGUCGUCGGCUGGGUGCCGCCUUCUACCAGUUGUGUCUGCAGCAGAACGAAGGCGGGGAAGCUCCCACUGGGAAAGCAGCCAAGUUGCAGAUGGUGAACUUCGCGCAAGGAGUUGCGCAGUGCGUCCGUGCAUCGUCUCAGUCAAUCUGCCGGUCACUGUUCCGACUGUUUGCCGCUGAUGCAACGGCCAAUGCUAUGACGGGGCAAGAGCUCAGUCAGCUGCUGUUUGCCUGCUUGGUGAUGGCGGAAGGCGAGCAAGUUGAAGAUGUGGAUGGCAUGGCUGGAGUGGCGAAGGCUCUUGCCCGCGCCGCGAUGCCCCCGUCCGCUGGGUCUACUCAAGCGUCUAGCGACGACUUUGUCCGUUGGAUUGGAUCGCAAUUUCCUCUUCUCUAUACCAUUUUCAUGUCGUGGAUGGUGCGCAAGAGCUUCGAGUCAUUGACCAAGCCGUCAUUUGAGGCGCCCAAGUUGUCUCACCCAAGCGGCAUCUUGUCCAGAUCCCACUUCGUGGCCUUAUCCACCGUCACGACGUCAAUCCAGACAUCGCUGAGUCGACUGUAUACGAGCGCCCAGGAUGGAUUGAGUUUCAACCGGCUGAGCUAUCACAUUCUCGGUUACUCCGGCCCAACGCUUACGGUCAUCCGAGACACACAAGGAGCUGUGUUUGGCAUGUUUUGCGAUACCGAGUGGAAGGAGUCAAGUCGCUAUUACGGUGGGAAUGGGUGCUUCCUCUUCCGGAUGGCACCUGAAAUCAACAUCUAUCGAGUGUCUGCGAGCGGGACCAACGAAAACUACAUGUAUUUGAACUCCAAGGGCUUUGCUCUACCGCGCGGGCUUGGCAUGGGAGGGUCAACCGACAAAUUCCGGUUGUUCCUCAGCGAAGACCUGGACGAACACAGUUACACCACGCCCAAGUGCCUGUCCUUCGAGCCAGGUCGCUUGUCCUCCAGCGAGCAGUUUGUAGUUGACACCAUCGAGGUCUGGGGAUGCGGUGGUGAGGAAAGCGAACUCAGCCAGAAGGCUCACCGACAGGAGACGGCCGAUCUUAUCAACCGUGCGCGGAAGGUCGACAAAGCGCAGUUCGUUGGAAGCGACUUUGACAAAGAGAUGUUCCUGGGCAAGACAUUUGGACACGGGACAAACAAAGCCCGCAUUGCCGACGAUGAGUCCUAGUUCCAUGCUGUAUACUGGAGGUUGGCAGGGUGAACACUAACGCGAGUUACUUUAUCACAACAUUCACAACAUGGAAGCGUCUGUCCAUUUG
This is a messenger RNA of Phytophthora sojae, 1468 nucleotides long. RefSeq lists its product as hypothetical. Bases 1 to 1377 code for a protein of 458 amino acids. The record is from RefSeq and is a predicted model, not a curated record. NCBI's taxonomy places the organism in Eukaryota, Oomycota, Peronosporomycetes, Peronosporales, Peronosporaceae. The transcript has 6 exons.